Messenger RNA from Drosophila ananassae, 2003 nucleotides. Its product is annotated as STAM-binding protein. Gene Ontology annotation, molecular function: protein binding; K63-linked deubiquitinase activity; metal-dependent deubiquitinase activity. The record is from RefSeq and is a predicted model, not a curated record. Lineage: Eukaryota; Metazoa; Arthropoda; Insecta; Diptera; Drosophilidae. Gene Ontology annotation, cellular component: endosome; membrane. The transcript has 5 exons. Bases 219 to 1472 code for a protein of 417 amino acids. Gene Ontology annotation, biological process: protein K63-linked deubiquitination.
GAUUGUUGUUGUGUUGUUUUCCAGAGGACGCCACCUGCGUAAUUAUGAGUAAUAAUUCUUCUGACCAGAACCUUGCAAAAUAGCGAAUCUCGCAACUGACAGCCCAUGCAAAGCCCUCGGAGCAGACAAUAACCGGAGACAGACCUACGAAACGGCGAGGGACGGAGGCAGAAGCGGAUUUGCAGGGACGGGACAGAAGAUAGGGAGCAAGUGAAACCAUGUCGAAGUCGGUAAACAACAUGAGCAUGGGUGUCGUGGAGCCGCAGGAGAGGCUGAAGCACCUGACGCACUGCGGAGCCCUCAUCGAGGUGGACAAGAAUAUGCCUGUGACGCGCUACUACCGCUCGGGCACUGAGAUGCUGCGCAUGGCGAAAGUCUACCAACGGGAGGGCAACCAUGAAAACGCCUUCAUCCUCUACCUCCGCUACAUGACCCUCUUCAUCGAAAAGAUUCGCCAGCACCCAGACUAUGCCUCUGUCAAGUCUGAGGUGCGCGACAUCAACAAAAAGAUCAAGGACGAAAUUAUGCCCACGACGGAGAAGCUGCGCACCAAGCUGCAGGCACACUAUCAACGGGAAUACGAACAGUUCCUAGCGAGCAAGGAAGCAGAACGUGUCCGGGAACUGGAACGGGAACGGGAGCGACAGCGACAAAGGGAGCAGGCUGGUGCUAGUAGUAUACCUUCGCUGAUUCCAGCCAACCUUCAUGUGCUCAUUGACGAGGUCAACCAGCCCUCAGCCCCGGAUCUUGACCUGCUCGAUAAGGUAGUCUAUCCUAACGACUUUCCAACGGGCGCCAAUCGCAGCUUGCCAGGAUCGGGUUCCGGUCUCCUAUUACCAGCUGCCAGCGAAGCAACCGCCGCCGAUAAGACAGCAGUUUCCAAGCCCAGCUUCGACCGUAAUCAGAAGCCGGCUUAUAACCGCACGGAUUCCCUGCUGGCGGGCUCCCUGCGCCUCGUCCAUGUGCCGGGGAAUACGAUGGAUGUGUUCUUGCAGCUGGCGCACGCCAACACCUCGAAAAACAUCGAGACGUGCGGAGUUCUGGCCGGUAAUCUGUCGCAGAACCAGCUGUACAUCACACACAUUAUCAUCCCGCAGCAGCAGGGCACUCCGGACAGCUGCAACACGAUGCACGAAGAGCAGAUCUUUGAUGUCCAGGACCAGAUGCAGCUGAUUACACUGGGCUGGAUACAUACUCAUCCCAGCCAGACUGCGUUUCUGUCCUCCGUUGACUUGCAUACGCACUGUUCCUACCAGAUGAUGAUGCCCGAGGCUUUGGCCAUUGUUUGUGCGCCCAAGUACAACACUACUGGUUUCUUUAUACUCACGCCGCAUUACGGGCUAGAUUUUAUUGCCCAGUGCCGGCAGUCUGGCUUUCAUCCGCAUCCGAAUGACCCGCCACUGUUCAUGGAGGCGCAGCACAUCCGGAUGGACGGCCAGGACAAGAUAAAGGUCAUUGAUUUGCGCAGCUAGUCGCAAAGAACAGGAUCCAGCAAUCGCUCCAUUUUCGGGUGUCAAACAGUGAUUAACCAUGGAAAUUACAGAGAUAUACAAAGAUAGAUAAAGUGCAUAUUUUCGGCAUACAGAGAUAGAAAUGUAUUUUUGCAAGCAGUUGAUCCACGGAUCGUCUCACACAUCACUUUUCAGCACUCGGCGGCAUUUGUUGUUAUUUAUUAUUGCGUUUCGGGAUUUUCCGUUCGUUGCAUUCUGUCACUUAAGAACCCAAUGUGAUUUUCUAUUGUGGCUUAUCGUUGCUUUGGUUAACAUCGUUAAAAAUAUGUAUUUACUAUUUUAGAAACAAACACUCAAACACCUGCACGCCCGACACCAUUCACUCACCCAUCCAGCUUACACAGAAAAACUAUUCAGAAUUAUCCUAAGAAAGUGCAUCCUUCUAUGGCUUACUACUCGCAAUAACCUGUUGUUUAAAGACGAAUCAUCAAAAAUGCUAUUAUUGAACUGUGCAAGCUUACCUACUAAACUGAAUAAAUAUUUAUGACUACU